AUGCUGCUCGAGGCCCCAACAAAUAGGGUGACAGAGGAGAAUUUGAUCGAUAGCGUGAGAGCAACAUAUGCCACGCUUGUGAUGCUUGAACGACAGUGUAUUGACACGGACAAGAUAAUGUCAGAAGGAACUCAAAAGAUAACGUCAGAAGAAUGGGAAUGUGCGCUGAAUAUGCACCAAUCGCUAUUAGCAGAGUUUCAUGAUUUCUUCAUUGUAACCCAACAUGAGUGUGCCAGCAAGGUGGUGAGAUGUCUUCCAAAUACAUACGCCAUGCCAGCUCGCCUUUGGAGGUAUAGCAUCCAUACGUUCUUGGAGCUGCUACGACAGAAUCUGCCAGGGUCUUUUGAUUUUAUGCUCGAAUUCGUUUAUAUCGCAUAUAGAGGGAUAGCUUUGCUGCUAGAUCAGCUCUCGGCAUUCAAGGAGGUCUGGAUUGAGUGUUUGGGGGAUCUAGCGAGGUAUCGCAUGGCGAUUGAGGACCAGGAUAUGGGAGACCGCAAGGUGUGGGCUCAAGUCUCGCGCCGCUGGUAUAAUGAAGAUGCAAACCUUAGGCCAGGCGUCGGUCGAAUUCAGCAUCAUCUGGCGGUACUAUCUCGGCCAGAUUAUCUACAGCAACUCUUUUACUACACAAAGGCACUUGUCAGUCCUCAACGGUUCGACAAUGCCCAGGAAGGAGUCAACAUAGUUUUCAGUCUACAUGAGAAAUACUCUUUUAACCAGCAUACACUGGUGACUGCUUUUAUCACCACACACAGAAUUUUGUUCAAAGAAGACCUCAAUGAAAAAGGCCAUAUGGAACACUUUAUUGCUAUGGCAAAUCACUUCUUGUCACUUUUACGGGAUGGAUUUUGUCAGCUAGAGCAGCGGAGACAAUAUGGGGUCUAUAUCAUGUCCUCCAACUUUGCCUCGAUGCUUGAAUAUGGCAAGCCAGAGUCAAUAAUCGCAUCUAAAAUCGCCGAAAUCACACACGCAAGCACUGACGAAGCAUAUACACAUGCGCUUACAUGCUCUUAUAACGAUCCGGUACAGAUUCCACCAGUACCCACUGCCUUCCAUGGAAGUUGUCUUUCUUUCCACACUCUUUCUGUCCUACUUGAUCGGCCAGGCGACCCCGAUAUUUACCCGGGUUUCCAUACCUCAUUAGCGAUGAUCUGGUGUCUUUCCCUCCAGCCACCACUCAUGCAACACCUCCAGCACAUGAUUCCCUGGUUAGCAAUUGUCCGUUGUCUCAACACCAUCUUUUCUAAUUGUAGCGAUACUUUACCCCCGAUCAUUGAAGACCGCGCUUUCCCAACAUUCAGCUAUGGAACACUCCGUGAAGAUUUCCUUAUUCGCGCUCAAACAUGGAGUCGGCUAUACUACCCAAAGAAGUUUUUCGAAAAUGCUAUUUCAGAAGACGACAGACCAUUUACUGAAGAGGCAGAAGCGACAGACGUCAGACAGUACAGGUGCUUAUGGUUAGGAAUUCGGAUUGCAUCGGCCCUCGAUGCACAUAGUGGCCUACUGUAG
Molecule: messenger RNA, 1506 nt
Organism: Penicillium taxi
Lineage: Eukaryota; Fungi; Ascomycota; Eurotiomycetes; Eurotiales; Aspergillaceae
Exons: 2
Coding region: 1-1506 (501 amino acids)
Biological process (GO): nuclear-transcribed mRNA catabolic process, nonsense-mediated decay
Cellular component (GO): telomerase holoenzyme complex
Molecular function (GO): telomeric repeat DNA binding; telomerase RNA binding; protein binding
Source: RefSeq, a predicted model, not a curated record